This is a messenger RNA of Aspergillus chevalieri, 372 nucleotides long. RefSeq lists its product as uncharacterized. The coding region runs from base 1 to 372 and encodes 123 amino acids. The transcript is spliced from 2 exons. Lineage: Eukaryota; Fungi; Ascomycota; Eurotiomycetes; Eurotiales; Aspergillaceae. The record is from RefSeq and is a predicted model, not a curated record.
AUGCUGAAGUGGGAAUAUUACUUUGGCGAUCAUUACUUCAAAAUCGACGGCAGACUGAUCAUAUUCGAUGAACAACUGACCGAGACAGAGGACCCUCAUUUGUCGCAACCACAGGCGUUGAACCAGGCACACUACAAAGACAACGGGGAGCAGGUACUAACGAAGAUACGCUACGAUCUGCAUCCCAAGAGCUACGACCACCCCAAAAUCCCCUUGUACGAUCGCGACUACGCAACAGACGAGUUCCUAUUGGAGUGCGAAAUCGUCGAAAUUCUGUCUGAGAUCGGCCAUGGACCUCGCUACAUCACACACCUCAACAUCAAGGCAGGCCGAAAUUCUCGUAUCGAAAGGGCUACGUCGAUUCUCUCGUGA